GGUAAACAAUUAGAAAACGAACAAUUUUACAUUCUUCUGUAAUUAAGUGUUGGAGUCGAAAUGGCACCUUCGAAACGGUCUAAAGCUUCACUUGCAGUCGAAACCUCGGCUAUAUGUCGAAAGUGCCUGUCCGCUGAUGGCACUUUGGAGAAGGUCACUUCCAACGAACGGGGCGAAUAUCUUUUACAACAAACGUUUUCCUGUACAAAUGUUCAGAUGAAAGUAUUGCCAGAUUUUCCAACGUAUUUGUGUUCGGCCUGCAAAUCGCGGUUUGAUUUUCUGGAUAAGUUGCGCUCGAUAUGGAUUCUAAACAAUGCAAAAAUCGAACGAUUUAAGGAAGAAAAGGACACCACCCAUUUGACCGGUUCCGAAACAACUGUAGAGCAGUCUGACGGUGACAUGCAACAAACCGAUGGCGUCGAAUCAGUGUGGAUCAAAACUGAGGUUGUCACAGGAGAUUCAGGAGAGGAUCAUCAAACGAUUCAAACGGCUUCUAAUACACAACAGAUAAGUGGUACAUACGAUUAUAAUCAUCAUGACGAUUUGUUUGAAGCAGAGGAAGUGAAACGUGUGAACGUUUGGAAGUUUGGUUGGAAAGGAAGUUUGAAAUGUGAACCAAUGGACGAGCAGCAACAGGAUCAGCCAUCAGAUACUGAGCUGAAACAUGAGCAUAAUAUUCUCAAAACGGAGCCAAUCGAUGUCGAAGGGGAAGCUUCUGUAGCAGGGAAGACCACCAUGGGUCCUGACGACCCACCAUCAACUUCAGUGUUCGUAAUCGGUGAGCGGCGAUUGUUGAGCUCAAGUAAGCGACGAAGUUCUCAAAAGGAUAUCGCCGCUGCAGAGUUCUCAGUGUCUACAAUACAGCGCUCCAAAGUUACUGGUAAUGUGCAUGGAAACAAGCAAAACCACAAGUGCCCUCAUUGCUCCGCCACGUAUCCAUACAUAUCCAGGCUGGAGAUUCACAUCCGCACUCACACCGGCGAAAAGCCAUUCCCUUGUAAAGUCUGCGGCAAGGCGUUCCAUAGGGCAAACAACCUACGCGUUCAUAUACAAAGUCACAACAAGGACCAAAACAAAUGUCCUCAAUGCUCUCGCGAAUUCGCACUGGAAGCCUCACUUAAGGAUCACAUUCGGACCCACACCGGCGAAAAGCCAUUCCUUUGUAAAGUCUGCGGUAAAACGUUCCAUGCGGCAUCCAACCUACGCGUUCAUAUGCAAAUUCACAACAAGGACCAAAACAAAUGUCCUCAUUGCUCUCGCAAAUUCGCACGGCAAUUCCGUUUGAAGGAUCACAUUCGGACUCACACCGGCGAAAAGCCAUUCCCUUGUAAAGUCUGCGGUAAAACGUUCCAUACAGCAGACAUCCUGCGCACCCAUAUGCAAAUUCAUCCUUUCGAUGUCCGAAAAGAAGCUUCAGAAGCAACGCAGAGCCCAAACGCUACUCAAAAUGCGCAUGGAAACAAGAAAAAACACCAGUGCCCUCAUUGUUCCGCCACGUACGUAAACACAUUGAGGCUAAAGAUUCACAUUCGCAGUCACACCGGCGAAAAGCCAUUCAUGUGUAAAGUAUGUAACAAAACAUUCUAUGCUGCACGCUACCUGCGCUCCCACAUGCAAAGUCACGAUAAGGACUUUGUUGCUGCACGAGCAGAACGGAGGCGACAAAAGAUAAACAUUGCGAAAGAAAAACAACGAAAAUAUAACGAACAACAAAGAAAGAAGAGACAAAUUGCGAACCAAACGAUUCGCGACCGGACAACAAACAUUGUUGUUGCUGCACGACCAGAACGGGCACGACAAACAAUCAACUCUACGAAAUGAGCGACGCUCGACCGCCGGCGAAAGAACGAAAUAUUACGAAAAAUGCAACGUGCGUCCUAUCGGGAAAGAAAGAAAAACAUUGUGAACCGAUCAACACCCGGUAGUGGAUGGCCUAAAUAAAAAUUUGCUUGCACAGGCCCAACGUCUAGGUGUCGAAAGGUGUAGGGCUCGCAUCAAAAUAUACACACGGUAUAAAAACUACGGCUAAAUGAAAGCGUAACAACACCGCGGAAGCGUCCUUCGCAGAACAUUAUGACCGAGUGCCUUCA
Anopheles cruzii is the source of this 2090-nucleotide messenger RNA. Its product is annotated as gastrula zinc finger protein XlCGF57.1-like. The transcript has 3 exons. The record is from RefSeq and is a predicted model, not a curated record. Lineage: Eukaryota; Metazoa; Arthropoda; Insecta; Diptera; Culicidae. The coding region runs from base 61 to 1821 and encodes 586 amino acids.